UCUUCUGGUUGAUCUAAUCCUUCUUAGCCCACUAAACACCCUUCAUAAGGUACACUCUCUUCGUCAAAGCUCCCCACCCCUCUUCCAACAAGAAAACACAUACAACACCAAAGGCUUUACACCGACAUAGAUAAACAUGCAUCAGCAGGCAAAGUGGAAGCCAGCAUGGUUAGAAGCCCUCAGUACAGAGAAGUUCUUCAUAGCAUGCUCCUUCCAUGAGCACGCCAAGAAGAACGAGAAGAACAUAUGCUGCCUUGACUGCUGCACCAGCAUCUGCCCACACUGUGUGGCGACACACCGAGUACACCGGCUCCUGCAGGUGCGGCGGUAUGUAUACCAUGAUGUCGUUCGGCUGGAGGACCUUGAGAAGCUUAUUGAUUGCUCUGGUGUUCAGUCAUACACAAUUAACAGCUCUAAAGUCGUUUUCCUUAAGAAGAGACCACAGAAUAGGCAAUUUAAGGGGUCAGGGAAUAUUUGUACGUCCUGCGACAGAAGCCUUCAGGAACCCUACUUCUACUGCUCUAUGGAUUGCAAGGUUGAGUACAUAUUACGGAAGAAAAAAGACUUAUCAGCAUACUUGCGUCCAUGCAAGACAUUGCAGCUUGGUCCUGACUUCUUCAUUCCUCAUGACGCUGAUGAUGAGACGACCCACUCAACCCUUGUUGAUGUUGACGAGCCUAUGGGAUCAUCCGACUCCGAUAAUUUGAGCACACCAUACCCAAGUUUUGUCCGGAAGAAGCGGAGUGGACCAUACAUCUGUGCACGAUCUGCAAACCGAGUCUCUGAUGAUGACAUGGCCACAAACAUGAGCAGAAGGAAAGGGGUGCCUCAACGAUCGCCUUUGUGCUAA
Lolium perenne is the source of this 850-nucleotide messenger RNA. Its product is annotated as protein RGF1 INDUCIBLE TRANSCRIPTION FACTOR 1. The record is from RefSeq and is a predicted model, not a curated record. NCBI's taxonomy places the organism in Eukaryota, Viridiplantae, Streptophyta, Magnoliopsida, Poales, Poaceae.